AUGCGAGUUAGGGAAAAAAGGGAAGAGGGCGUGGUCUGGUUUGACGUAAACAGGAAGAAGGGCAAAGGGGGCGUGGUCAGUGGUGACAGGGGGAGAAGCAGGGCCUGCUAUUUCUUUAACGUCCUUCUGCUAUCUUUCGCGAGAGAAAUAACUCGGUUUUGGUUGUCCUUACGUGCCAGGAAUCCAAGGAAUCGCGUUACUAACAGAUGGGUCAGGCACUUUGGAGACUGCCUCCCAGACAACAACACCAGCUUCAAGAAGAGCUGGCAGACCUGGCUGAGCAAGCAGGACGAGGAGGCGACCCAGGUCAUUACAGAGAAACUUUACUAA
Molecule: messenger RNA, 330 nt
Organism: Knipowitschia caucasica
Lineage: Eukaryota; Metazoa; Chordata; Actinopteri; Gobiiformes; Gobiidae
Source: the annotation of a GenBank genome assembly